GCCCGCAGUUCGUGACCUCAUCCGAGAGUACCACGACGUUUUUCGAUGGUCGUUCUCGUACGCCGGCAUCCCACCGAUGCGUGACGUCGAGCACUCCAUUCAGCUCGUGCCUGACUAUCGUGUUCACCACCAGGCACCCUACAGACUCUCGAUCCCCGAGGCCACCGAAAUCAAGCGUCAGCUUGAGGAGCUCCUGAGACUGGGUUUCAUUAAACCCAGCAACUCCCCGUGGGGUGCACCUGUCCUCUUUGCUCGCAAAGCGGAUGGAACUCUUCGUCUCUGCAUCGACUACCGCAGCCUUAACUGCUUCACGGUUAAGAACAGCUACCCCAUGCCUCGUUCCGAUGAGUUGUUCGACCACCUUGCAGGCAACCGCUUCUUUACGAAGAUUGAUCUUCGUAGCGGUUACCAUCAGAUCCGCGUCGCUGCAGCCGACCAGCCGAAGACCGCGUUCCGAUCGCGAUUCGGCCACUACGAGUUCACGGUGAUGCCAUUCGGCCUCACCAACGCACCCGCUACCUUUCAGAGGGCGAUGAAUGACAUCUUCAGGGACAUCCUGGAGCAGUACGUUCUCGUAUCUCUCGACGAUAUCCCGGUCUAUAGUGAUUGUCCGAUAACCUUCUACUCCCGUCAGCUCCUGCCCGCUGAGAUAAACUACACUGCUGAUGAACGUGAGGUUCUCGCGGUAGUUUAUGCCGCUCGGCACUGGCGUCACUACCUGCACGGGGCACCAUUCACGGUGCGCACGGACAACUCUGUUGUCCAGGCUUUUCUGACAAAGCCAAAGCUCACUCCUCGACAGGCUCGCUGGUGGCGCGACCUAUCCGAGUUUAGUUUCACCACUGAGCACAUCAAGGGUGAGACUAAUCGGGUCGCCGAUGUUCUAUCCUGGCGCCCUGACCACGACCAGGAGCACAUCCAGCUCUCUUCCAUCUCGGUCAGCACCGUCCACCACGAGGUGAUCGACGAGUUUCGCACUCAGUACCGCCACUGCCCCGACUAUCGCGACAUCCACGCGACCCUUCGGAGUGGCAAGACCGUCCCGAACUACUCUCUCGGGGACAACGGUCUUGUGUACUGGCACGGUUCACAAGGCACCAGAGAGCCCCGUAAUUGUGUUCCCUCCACUGGACAGCUACGUGUCCGAGCAGUAGCAGAGUUGCAUGACCAGGCAGUUGUCGGUCAUAUCGGCUUCCACAAGACGUUGGCUCGUGUGAGCCGCCUGUACGUCUGGCCGAAGCGCAAGGACUUUGUGAAGGACUACGUCGCAGAGUGUCCCACCUGUCAGGAGGUGAACAGUGCGAACCACCUACCUUAUGGUUUGCUCCAGCCUCUUCCUAUCCCUGAGGGUCGUUGGCAGUCCAUCUCGAUGGACUUUAUCCGUCCUCUUCAACCUCCGACCCCCCGCGGUCAUGAUGCUAUCCUGGUCGUCGUCGACCGCUUCACGAAGCGUGCAUGCUUUGUUCCGUGCCGCUAUGCCAUCAGUGCACGUGAGGUCGCCGAAAUCGUAUUUGACYGAGUCGUGCGUGACCACGGCUUACCUCUGAGCAUCAUAUCUGACCGUGACCCGCGCUUURCYARCCGAUUCUGGCGACGGCUCCACGAGGUGUACGGCACUCAGCUCCGCUUCUCCUCGUCUUACCAUCCUCAGACUGAUGGUCAGACCGAGAUCACGAACAGGACUCUCGAGGAUAUUCUCCGAAAGAUUGUUCGUGACGACCAGCAGUGGGAUCUCCAUCUUGCCCACGUGGAGAUAGCCUACAACCACACCGUCUCGCCAGCCACGGGGAUGUCGCCUUACUAUUGCGACCUCGGCUAUCACCCGCGUGUUCCCGCGGACUUCCUUCGACCGUCCCAGAUGCACCCCGACACGAGUUGUCCCGCACUGGAUGAUUGGGUUGCACACAUGACGUCGAUUAUGAAGACCUCACAUGAGCACAUAGUCGCUUCCCAGACUCGCAUGGCAGCACGUGUGGAGCGAUCGAGGAUGGAUCACCCAUUCAAGGUCGGUGAUGAUGUGCUUAUCGACGCCCGCCACUUACAGCUCGAAGCGGACACGCUUCGCAAGUUUCGGCGUCGUUUCUUUGGCCUAUGCCGCAUCCUCCAGGCCGUCGGUUCUGAUACGGCAUCUAGCCCGGUCAGCUUUCGUGUGAAGCUGCCAGACUACCUACGCCAGGCUCGUGUGUAUGAUGUCUACCACGUCUCGUUACUGCGUCCUUAACGCAGACCGUCUGAGCGUUUCGCUGGACGACCGUACGAGCGCCCUCCACCCAU
Molecule: messenger RNA, 2274 nt
Organism: Chara braunii
Lineage: Eukaryota; Viridiplantae; Streptophyta; Charophyceae; Charales; Characeae
Source: the annotation of a GenBank genome assembly